Messenger RNA from Choloepus didactylus (southern two-toed sloth), 719 nucleotides. RefSeq names its product growth hormone 1 (gene GH1). Lineage: Eukaryota; Metazoa; Chordata; Mammalia; Pilosa; Megalonychidae. Gene Ontology annotation, biological process: growth hormone receptor signaling pathway; animal organ development; positive regulation of tyrosine phosphorylation of STAT protein. The transcript has 4 exons. Bases 1 to 699 code for a protein of 232 amino acids. Gene Ontology annotation, cellular component: extracellular region. Gene Ontology annotation, molecular function: hormone activity; growth hormone receptor binding. The record is from RefSeq and is a predicted model, not a curated record.
AUGGUCCUGCAGCCUGUCACUCUCCGGGCCCCCUCCCUCACCCCGUGUCUCCCUAUAGGCGCUCGGCCCUCCCUGCUCCUGGCUUUCGCCCUGCUCUGCCUGCUCUGGCCUCGGGAGGUGUGUGCCUUCCCCACCAUGCCCUUGUCCAGCCUGUUUGCCAAUGCAGUGCUCCGAGCCCAGCACCUGCACCAGCUGGCCGCAGACACCUACAAAGAGUUUGAGCGAACAUACAUUCCGGAGGGACAGAGAUAUUCCGUCCACAACGCCGGGGCUGCCUUCUGCUUCUCGGAGACCAUCCCGGCCCCCACGGGCAAGGACGAGGCCCAGCAGAAAUCUGACGUGGAGCUGCUCCGCUUCUCGCUGCUGCUCAUCCAGUCGUGGCUCGGGCCCAUGCAGUUCCUGAACAGGGUCUUCACCAACAGCCUGGUGUUUGGCACCUCGGACCGUGUCUACGAGAAGCUGAAGGACCUGGAGGAAGGCAUCCAAGCCCUGAUGAGGGAGCUGGAAGAUGGCAGCCCCCAGGCAGGGCAGAUCCUCCAGCAAACCUAUGACAAGUUUGACUCAAACUUGCGCAGUGAUGACGCGCUGCUCAAGAACUACGGGCUGCUCUCCUGCUUCAAGAAGGACCUGCACAAGACUGAGACGUACCUGCGGGUCAUGAAGUGUCGCCGCUUUGUGGAAAGCAGCUGUGCCGUCUAGCGGAAGGGCAUCUCUCUUAG